This is a messenger RNA of Anastrepha ludens (Mexican fruit fly), 2615 nucleotides long. RefSeq names its product DNA polymerase interacting tetratricopeptide repeat-containing, protein of 47 kDa (gene Dpit47). Bases 16 to 1323 code for a protein of 435 amino acids. NCBI's taxonomy places the organism in Eukaryota, Metazoa, Arthropoda, Insecta, Diptera, Tephritidae. Gene Ontology annotation, molecular function: Hsp90 protein binding. The record is from RefSeq and is a predicted model, not a curated record. The transcript has 7 exons.
AUUUGCGUGUUUUUUAUGCAGACAUACAUAGAUGCGAAAUUCACAGUAAACUGCACUAGACAAAUACUCCAGUGCAAAAUAUAUGUGUGCACCUUUCACAUGCAUGGUGAUUUUCUAAACACUUUUCAAAAUAUGACUGAUGAGCAAUUGGCAAUGAAUAAAACAUGGACAGACGAGGAGCGUUUGGCUUUGGCCGCAAAAUUAGAUGAAGAGCUAGACGCAUUCAUCGACAGUUUGGAAAAGAAACGCUAUGAAGAAGGUUGGCCUGAAGAUCGUUGGCAAGAAGAAAUGGAUAAACAUCCAUUCUUCAUGAAGAAAGCUCCACAGCCUGGUGACGAAGUGCAUCCAAUGUUCGAAGGGCUGCAGAAAUUAAAAUACGACCCGGAAGAGAACACUGCUGAGGAGCUUGCUCUUAAUUAUAAAGAGGAUGGUAAUUUUUAUAUGAAACAUAAAAAGUUUCGCACUGCAAUAUAUAGCUUUACUGAGGGUUUAAAAGCUAAAUGUGAUAAACCGGAAGUGAAGUCAGUGCUGUAUAAUAAUCGUUCAGCAGCGCAUUUCUUUAUCAAGAAUUAUCGAUCAGCACUUAGUGAUGCUCAACGCGCUCUCGAAUACAAUCUUGAUUAUACAAAGGCUCGUUGGCGUGCCGCUCAAUGUGCCUUUUAUUUGAAAAAAUUAGAGUUGUGUUCCCAAUUGUGUGAAGAAAUGCUAGACCGAGACGAAAAUAACAAAGAAGCCAGAGAUUUGUUAAAGAAAAGUAAAACGAAAAAGUUGGAAAUUGAACGUGAUCUACGCAAAGAAGCUGCGGAAACAAAGAACCGUCUUGGGCGAUUACAACGCUUGUUUGAUGCGUUACAAUUACGAUCCAUUAAAUUCGAUGAUCAGAAGAAAAAUAUGCCCAUCACAGAAGAGUUGCUGCAUCCGAAAUUCUUACCUUUAGAAGAUCAUCCAGUGCAUUUAGACGAUGACAAUGAGACUCUAAUAUGGCCGGCAGCUUUUUCUUAUCCAGAAUUUUUAUUUAGCGAUUUUCAACAAGAACUGCCGGAGAAUGCAAUGAUGGAAGAUUGCGUAAACGCUUUAUUCAAGGAACCACUGCCAUGCGACAAAUCUACUAGAUAUCGUUCUGGUAAUAUAAACGUCUACUAUGAGAAUCGUAAAGUGGGUUGUGUGCAUAAAGUUGAUUUAAAUAAGACCAUUAACGAAAUUUUGAAUGAGAAGGGGUUCUUUGUCACUGGUGGUUCGCUGUUGUUUUAUAUUGUGCCGAAAAACUCACGGGUCGAACAAGAGUUCGUUAAUCAGCAGAGGAGACCAUUGAUAUAUGCGUAAAUUAAUUUACGUAUACGUCCAUAUCAAUACUUAGGCUAAAGAUUGUAUAUUUGUAUGUGUGUUCACGUGUUUAAAAAAAUGCUACGUACAUGGAUUAAACAUUUAUAUGAACCCCCCAAUUUUCAUAUUGCCCUUUCGAACUAAAAGAGGUAGAGUUUACGUGCGUUAGUGCAUAUUUAUUAUUACAACACCUUAUAUCGCUUAUACAUAACAAUUUGUGUUAGUAAAACUUUGAUUAAUGGUUUACAUUUAGGCUUACGGAUGCAAUCUAUUUUGUUUUGUAACUACACGCAGCCUAAAAUGCACUCUUUGUAUAGGUAUGUUGCACAUUGCGUAUAGAUUGGUAUUUGUACAUAUUUGUAGGUAUGUAUAUAACCUUUUUCUAUAACAAAAUCGCCGGAAAAUCAGCCAAAUGCCUUUACAAUACUUUGUAUGCUCUCUCGAAAAAAACGUGUAUAAAAAUAACCUUGAAUCGACUAUGUGGCAGGAAUAGGUAGGAUGUUUGUUUUGUCUAACUUUACAUGUAUGCAUUUGUGCUAUACCUAAGCGAAAUCCAGUUUAAGCAUGCUCGGCAAAAAUAUGUGGCACAUACUUUUGAAGCCAUUGAUCAAAAAGAUGCAAGGAAAAUAAUCACUAAUAUAACAAAACCAGUAAUAAAUUGUCGUUUGAUUUAAAUGAAAUAAUAAGAACUUAGAGAAAAUAAAUGAAAGUAUUACUGUAUCGGCUUAGUGAUCAAUAUAGCUUCAAUAGUAUGGUUUAUAAUAUCCUACUGGUAUAGAUACAAUUAUUUCCAAACAAAUUAAGUGUCAAGAAUUUCUAAAUUUGUAUAAUUAUGUACAUACUUUGGUUUUUCCUACUCGUAAAUUAAGAGCUAGAUAUUUUUGGAGAUUCGUUAAAAAAAUUAAAUAUAUUUUAAUACAAUAUCUAAUGUGAUUUUUGUGCCUAGUGUAUUCUGUCAAAAGAAAAUACAUUUUUAUGCAAAUGAGUAUAUUCCAUAACCCGCAUUAGUUUAAAUUUCUUUAAGAGAAAUUUUCUAAUAAAUAUUUCAAAUAUGUAUAAAAAAGCAUAUUUGUUAAGAACUUAGAGUUCAGUAACUAUACAAAUAUAAUUCUCAAAUGAAAAUACAAAAUAAAAAAAAAAACUAACGAGAUUCUUCAAAUAAUACAAUUCAUUUUUAUGGUUAGUUGUGAAACCUUUUUCUCGUUCUUUUUAUCAAAAGAAACUUUGUCAAAAAAAGAAUAGAAACUUUGUCAAAACAAAAACAAUAACGCAUAACAUUUAAACACUUUAAG